AUGUCUCCUCCCACAAAAGUAUCUAAUUCAAGGUCCGCCCGCAAGAAGGCGGGACUGAAACUGAUGAACGAAGAAUUAUCAAAACGUAUUCUACUACUCUGUAUUGAACAUCUAAUUCCAUUCGAGCAAAUUAAUUCAUCUUCGUUCAGAUUACUCUUCAACUUCAAUAAUGGAUUAUCGUUUAUUCCAGAUCCAGAAACAUUGACUCAUCUAGCCAACGAAAUGUACUCUGAAUACCAGAAUUAUUUCAAACACUAUUUUGAGAAUUCAUUAGACAAAGCAAUAAAGAUAUCCCUAUCCCUCCAUAAAUGGACUCCUUCAAACUCACUAGAGCCAUAUGUGUUUGCCAACUAUCACUUCAUCAACGAAAGAUUUCGUUUAUGCGAAUUGCCUUUGGGGUUUUUUCCAUAUACGGAGAAGAAUAUGUCACAACACUUGAUACCCAAUCCUGUUCUCAAAGAAAGAUUACUCUUUGUAACUUCCAAUCACGACCUAGAUGAUUACAAUCUCCAAAUGGUGAAAUACCUAAUGGAUGAAGAUGGAGACAUCACAAAAUCCAGUCAGUUUCACUGUCUAACCAAACUUUUCGGCGAAUACUUGUUGAGUUUCUUCAUCGAAGUGGCAGAGAUCUUGCUGUUGGAAACCAAGCUAGCUGUCUUCGAUAUCGGGUCCAUAACAGGGGCUAAACUUAUUCCAGUAUUAGUAUGCAAUUUUAUCUAUCCUAUCUAUAUCAAGUUUCACCAUUUAAGCUUUGAAAAGCUUGAUCCACUUCCAGACGACAAGGACCGUGUUUGCUGGGGCACCUUGAAGAAAUUGGAACAUAGCCACGACAAAGCUUACACAAUGAGGAUCUUAUCAUGCUUGAUAACCUAUAGGGCCAACAUCGAACAGCUUAUAUCAGAUAGUACAUCUUCCAUUUCGGAAUCAGACUGGGAGUUGAUUACUUUCGCUUACGAAAUCACCAUUAAGUUCCAUGAAGUACUUAUAACCACUCUUUCAUAUGACGUACCUGUCAGUCAUUUGCUCUCGAAAUGGGUAAAGAUGUUGAUAUUACAUGUUCUAACUAUCACAAAAAGGCAUUCUCAACUUCUUUCAUUCAACAUAGAGUUACCUUUGAAAAAGUUGUUUGAUAACCUUAAAGAAACCCAUUCCAAAAUUGAAGCGAAUUCUAGUUUGAUUCUCGCAACCUAUCUACAUCCAUCAACGAAAAGAUUCUUAAGAGAUGACGAUGUAAACGCUGUAAACAGUUUCGUGGAGUCGUUGUCCAAAGAACAAGAAAAUGAAAAACCAACUUCCAUAGAUAGCUUCGAUAAUGUCGAUGACAUGAUUCUAAAUCUAUUCGACUGCUCUGGGAAGUCUACAAAAGAAUGUUAUAAUUACGAGUCGUCUUCAAUGAAGGAAAUAAAGGAGACAGAGAGAAACUCGUAUGCAAAAGAGGUUGGACCAUCACUUCUAAGUUUCUGGAGUACUUAUGCUAGAAAGUAUCCUACUCUUUCUCAACUAGCUAGAAAUGUGCUAGCAGUUCCCAUUACUACGGAUAGAGGUUUCGAUCAGUUUAAGUCUGCCUUUACUCAUCUAAAUCUGCCCUCUUCUGCCUCACCUGAAAUCGUUCCAUUAUCACAGCUUAUUUACUUCCUUCACCGAUUAGGCACCACCUAUGAUCUACAUGCUAUUGAUCCAAAGAAUCUAGAUUUAGACAUUGAGGAUUACCGCAUUACUGACUAUGAAGAAUAA
Molecule: messenger RNA, 1734 nt
Organism: Scheffersomyces stipitis CBS 6054
Lineage: Eukaryota; Fungi; Ascomycota; Pichiomycetes; Serinales; Debaryomycetaceae
Exons: 1
Coding region: 1-1734 (577 amino acids)
Molecular function (GO): protein dimerization activity
Source: RefSeq, a predicted model, not a curated record